Molecule: messenger RNA, 1275 nt
Organism: Acanthamoeba castellanii str. Neff
Lineage: Eukaryota; Discosea; Longamoebia; Acanthamoebidae
Product: SWIB/MDM2 domain containing protein
Exons: 12
Coding region: 1-1275 (424 amino acids)
Biological process (GO): regulation of transcription by RNA polymerase II
Cellular component (GO): SWI/SNF complex; nucleus
Source: RefSeq, a predicted model, not a curated record
AUGGCCACCUCGUGGACUGGUGGGUCGACGUCGGCCAGCAGUGGCGCGAGCAAGCGAAACCGCGCCCGGCCCUCGGGAAACAAUCUGGCGCUCUCGCCCAGCAAGAAAUCAAAGAGGCCAAAGAUCUACGACGAAAACGUGACCCGCCGCCUGCCAGAGAAGAUCGUGGGCUACGUGCCCGAGGCCGAAGCCUACGAUCGGUUGGUCGAGUUCGAGCGACGGCUCGACGCCACCCUUCUGCGCAAGCAGCUCGACAUCCAGGAGUCGAAACAGGGCAAGACCUCGCGGACGACGAAGAUCCUGCGCAUGUUCAUCUACAACACCUACGACAAUCAGCAGGGCUACUACCACGUCGACGAGGCCGGCGUUCACGAGCCGCCCUCAUGGACGCUCAGGAUCGAGGGCUACCUCUUCGAUCAGGAGGUGGAUCUGCAGCGCCGCACGACGUCGCGCCCGACCAAGACCAAGUUCUCGCGCUUCUUCCGCAAGGUCCUCGUUCAGCUCGACAAGGACGUCUACACCCCGAACGACAUCAUCGAGUGGGACAAGGCGCAGUCGCACGGCGACACGGACGGGUUUGAAAUCAAGCGAGCGGGCGACGCGGAGACCACCGCCAAGAUCAUCCUCCACCUGGACUACGCCCCGAACCGAUUCAAGCUGUCGCCGGCGUUGGGCGGCGCGCUGGGCAUGCACACCGACACGAGACCCAAAAUCGUGCUGGGCGUGUGGCAAUACGUUCGGGCGAAUCGUUUGCAUGAUCCGGAGGAUCGGCGGUACGUGGUGUGCGACGAGGUGCUGCAGGAGGCCUUCGGCUGCACCCGCUUCGCUGCGUCCGACCUCACGCGGCUCGUCAGCGAACACCUCUCGCCCGCCGACCCCAUCGAAAUCGAAUACACCAUCAAGCGGGAGGGCGACUGGCAGGACUACCGGGAGUGUUACGACAUCGAGGUGGAGGUCGACGAGACGCUCCCGCAGAAGCACCCCAUCCUGAACAACCCUGCCUCGUCUCGCGAGAUGUUGCAGCUGGACGAUCAGAUCGGUAAGCUGAUCGAUCAGAUCAAGGACCACGCCAAGAAACGCGAUUUCCUGGCCGACUUCUACAAGGAGCCCAUCACUGCGAUGAACAAGCUGGUGCAGGACCAAGUGCUGGACUACAAGCUGAUGACUGGAGCCACGGACACUGAGGCAUCCCUGCCCGAAGACGAACGCCACGCCGACUACUACUACCAGCCGUUCACGUUCAAGGCUGUGGAGAAGUACCUGCAGCGGCCUUAG